UCACUUUCUUAUUUGUCUAUGUUGGCGAAUGAAUAACUAAAAGCGUUUGUUUCUCUAGUUUUGAGCGGAUUUUAUUAUUAUUCUACGGCAAUGUGUUAUCUUAUAAAUCUUUUUAAAACGAUUUCUAGUAAUGCUAUCCACCACUGCAAAUAGUAAAGUGAAAAAUUCUAAAUCAUCGGAGAAUAUUGACGGUCCAGACAGAGACGAAAUCGGACAUGAAAACACAACGGAUGAUAAGGUCAGAGGUUAUGUUGGUUCAUACGAUGUUCCUUCCACGUUCGGAGGUCAAAGAGAUUCGCGGUAUCGUUCCCGAGGCCGCGUCACUGAGUUCCGACACUCCAGGGGCAGCGGAAGAGGUGGAAACCGAGGUCGCGGCGGUUUCCCGCCACGGAGUGAUCGCGAUGAAAACUCCUAUAAAUAUCACGAACCGCUAGCAGGAUCGAACAACGACAGCUGGUGGCAGGGUAAUAACAACAAAUUUUAUGACAGAUCUGAUAUGGUAGUCAAUCUACCUGAGGAUCCACGGAUUUCGAAGCUCUUGCGCCGUCUUUGCGCCGAGGUUGACGUUGAGAAGUCUCUUGCACUUUGCAGUAAGUUGCAAGAAGCUGUCAUGUUGGCUGAGAAUGUACGAUACAUCAGAAGAUCAUACGACAUAUUAGUGGAGUCUUUGUUGGACGUUCUGUACGAUGCUCCCAGUCCAGAAACUAAGGAGAGUGCAACUGCUGUACUGGGAAGAAUUGGAUAUGUAAUGGGUCCAGAUUUUAAGAAACAUUUAGAUUGGGUGGUUGCAGCAUACGCAGUUCACAGUACUCCAAUUAGGCACCUGCUAGUGUUAUCAUUUGUAGAAACCUUCCAGAUCGAUUACCAUGCUCCAUGCCUAGCUGAUUAUGCUGAACUUACCUUGGACAAGCUUCAAGUAAUUAUUGAGGGCACAGAGUCAACUGACGUGUUCAUGGCAGCUAUAAAUGCCAUCAUAGAGGUGUCCAACUCUUAUCCUGACUACUUUGCAAAUCAUUUUGUUGACACAGUUGAUAUAUUAGUAGGCUGGCAUGUUGACAACACACAGUCUAAAAAGAUAAAGGAAUUUGCACUUCAGUCUCUUUAUAAACUGAGUCGUCACUGGCAGGCAGAUGUGUCAUUUUCAGUAAAUCUGUUGAAUCAGUUUGUAGAGGAUAUGGUGGCUUAUAGUAACGACUUGGACUCAAAUGAAUGUGAUAAAGAUGCAGAUGUCCACUCUCAUGAAGAUUGUAUACAGAAGGUUGCUUCAUUUUUGAAUGUAUUUAACACCGUUGUUAAAAGUCUAGGGAACCUCUUGAGUCCUACCGUGUCCCAGUCAGUGUCUUGGACAUUUUUGACAGAUUCUUUGACAAAAAUUUUGCAAGUAUUGAAUGAAAUUAUGAAGGAGGAGGUGGAAGCAGAACUCGUAAUGGCAGGUAAUGAAUGUGUCAUAUUACUCCUGAAACACUUGCAAUUAAAGUCUUCACCUUGCUUGACAUCAUUAUUUGACUUAAUAUCUUUGGAAAUGGAUAAUUAUCUGGGAACAGAAGAGAAUAUUUGUCUCAGUGUCAUAAAAUUAAUUUCAACGACUAUAAAGGAGAUUGCGUCUAAUUUGCCUAUUGAAUUCAUAACACAAACAAUAGGUCCAAAAUCUGAUUUGCGUUUGUUACGUUUUACCGAUAAAUUGGAUGUUCUGGAUGGUUUGACAUCAAUUUAUAGUAACUUGCUCAAUUUAAAAAAUAUCCCACUAUUACAAGAAGCAUACAAAUAUGUCCUUAUUGAUAUUCAAAUAUCUUUUUCCAUCAUUUUGCCUGAAGUACACAUAAUACCAAUAGAAUACUCAGAAGAUUUGAGUAAGGAUGACGCUGAAAAGAAUAUUAUCUUCUAUUUGCAAUGUUUGACAGAACUGGCAAAUGCAAGUAAUUCAAUUAUUGGCAUGUGGGCCUUGCAACCUAGCAUUUUAGAAUUACUCGCUAUAAAGAUGGUACCUCAUGACGAAGUUCUGAUGAAAGAGAGACCCGCUUUACAAUAUGCAAUACUCUACCUACUGUACUCACAUUGUAAAAAGAAUAACCAUUUUAUAGCAUCAAGUGACUUAGUGACCAACUCACAACCAAGGGCCAAUGACUUGUUUGGUUUAUCAAAUUUGAAUAUUGGAGAAGUGUCCAGUUCCAGCCCCACUUCAGGCCAUCUUGCUGUAAUUAUGAACACCCUCAAUUUUGUUUUGGAUGAGCAAGUUUCCGAUGAAACCUUGUGUCUUGUACUCACAUGGAUAGCGGAUAUUUUUUUCCAAUUAGAUAAAUAUCUGCCAAUAGUUGGAAUGUCCAAAUGUUUUCAUGUUUUGAUAACAAACAUGCUUGCACUGGCCCAAAGCUUCAACAGUGAUAUUGUUUUACUUGUUAUAAAGAAUUUCCAUUUUUUACUUAAGAACAAAAGCAUGGUAUGGAAUCUGGUUUUACUCAAAAGCAUAGCUCUUGUAUGUACAUUGCAUAUAGAUAAUACCAAUAAAGGCCUGAGCAAAAUAUGUAAAGAACUUUUAUUUGAGCUUCCAUGGGAUAUAGUGCAACAGGAAUUUGAUAAGCAAACUGUGAAGGUCUUCUUGAGCCGUAAACUGAAUACCAAUUUGACUAUAAACUGUGAUGCAAAAAUUAAUACAUUUAAAGAAUACCUCAUGAGAGGAUCAUUUUCAACUCUGUCGGGUCAUCAUUUUAGACAGAUUAUGGAUACUAUUUUGGACACCAAUAUUGAGUCCAAAGACUUCUUACAAGACAUAUACAUAUGUUAUUGGCCACUUCAGAGUGAUGAUAGUGAUGAAACAAGUUUACUAUUUUUCAGACAAUUUGUGAGUAAUUUUACAUCCAUCUGUGUAAGUUGGGCUCUGUCAGAGGUUGCCCAGACGUGCAUAUCUUUAAAGCUAAGAACAGUAUUGGGCAAACCACAGGAGACAUUUACUAAAAUUGAGGGUGCUUUAAAGGGAAUUGCAAGAGAAAUUUCCUCGAAUGAAACGAAAUAUGUCGCAGUUGAUUGUUCGAAACUUAUUGAACUAGUUCUGUCGGAGCAGACGAGAGCAAGGUGGUUAAUAGAAUUUAUGAUGUUUCUUGAAAAAUAUACUUACAAUGCUGCAGAAGGAACAGCUACAGUUCUACCUGCCGUCGCGAAGCCGGUGAAAACAUUUUUUCACACGAACUGGGCAACAUGUCGGGAAUGGCAAAACAGAGUACGCCCGGCAGCACUCGCCGUCAGUGUGUACGGGGGCCAUUAUGGAGCUUCUAUUUAUCAUGCUUCGCUUAUUCUACAAAAUGCCGCAAAAUCGGGCGCUAAUAUCGAUAUAGAGGCAAUCGUAAUGAACGUCGCUCGGACUCUAAUCAAGAUCCAAGAACCAGAAGUAAUACGAGGGCUUUAUGUUUGGGUUAAACAAACUUUUAAACAAAAAUUAUUGUGGCUGAAAGGUGCAGCAGAACAGGCUAACUCUAGAUACGAAUCAGCUGCGAACUUUUACACCUUACUCUGUGCCUCUAAAGCAGAGGAAACUAAGGGUGAAGCUGAAAAUUCUCAAUCAGAUACAAAAAUAUAUAAGUUUGUUGAUGAGCAAAUAUACGAAAGUUACAAAAAUAUACAAAGUUGGGAGGAUAUGGAAGAGUGGAAAGAGAUAACAAACUCCAGGAGUAGUUCCCAAUGGGACUCUUUCAUAGAAUUAAAAUCAUUUGAAGAUACUCGUGUUAUUCCUGAACUCUCGAAUUGGAAUGUUUUGAACGAGGAAACCAAUGAACUGUCAAAAAAUUCAUGUACACUUCAAGGUCUGCUUGAUAAUGUAGAAAAAACCUUAGUAAACACGGCAAUAAAUUUGUCUUACAAUAAUGAUUGUGAAAAAUACAACUCUUUACUUAAGAACUGUGAAGAACUGUUAAAUACCAGCGCUGAAGAAUUUAUGCGAACCAACGCCACACAUUUCCUUAAAGAUGUAGCAGUAAUGCAAUUAGCAAAUCAUGGUUUGAUGAAUAUUCUUAAGGACGGGAAAACAAUUACCAACCCUUUUAAACCUUCAGCUCUCAAAGAAAAUGUUUAUGGCACAGAAAUGAAAAAUCUAGCUCGCGUCCUAUGGUGGCAUCAAUAUUUUACAAAACUAAACAUGUCUGAAGAAAAUAUUUACUAUAAUGAGUGUCUUAGACUUGACGUCAUUAGAAGUGCGAGGAAACAUACAAAUUUAGGAAUGGCGAAGAGGGAACUAUUAAAACAUUUUAAAAACAAUUCAGCAUUCCAAGCUUGUUUAAAUAUUGAAAAACUGGAAGACUUGAGAGAAGUUCUUACUAUGUCUAACAAUACUUAUGACUUAGAUAUAUGGACCUUAAAUAAUGCAAGUGCGCUGACAGAACUUUGUAAGGUGACAUAUGUCAAUGAAGAAUCAAAGGUAGAAGCUAUUAAUUUAUGUGCGAGCAUUUCUCUUGGAUUUUCACAAAGAUUAGCUAUGGGAGAACAAAGUUAUGAACUUAGGGAAAAAGGGACAAGGAUGUUAUUAACUUUAUCUAAAUGGGUACAAAAUGAAAAUGAACAUAUAUUGGAAAAUGACACGCCUCUCACGAAACUGGUCCAAGCACUACCAGAAAUUGGACUUGUUGAUAAUAACAUAUCUGAAAAUGUUAUUCCUCUUACCGAUUCUGCAGUUGGGAAAUUGUUACAAUUUGGCGUGAAUCAAUGUCCGGGUCUGGCCAAAGCGUGGGCAAGUUUUGCUGCUUGGUGUUUUAGAUGGGGUCGCAAGAUGGUAGAAUUUAGUUCUAAAACUCGAGAACAGCUUACUGAUAACGAUAAACUACAAAUACAAAGUGUUAUGAUGGGAUGCUCCCAGCAAGACUUUGAAGCAGUAUGUGAGAUUUUGUCAAAAACUAAAGCCACUUGUGAUGAAGAAGAUAUCGAUUGGAAUGAGAUAAACACAUCUGAAAUGAUAGAAAAUCAAUUGCGCACUGUCCCCUCCUUAAACAACGCAUUUCCAGAACACCUCGCGUUGCUAGUAGAUAUCUGGCGUCAAGCUCAAAAGCGGGUGUUUUCCUAUUUCGAAUUGUCAGCAGACGCGUACUUCAAGUUUUUGCAAUUAAUAUGUGCCUCCGACUAUAUCAACCAUAGUGGAGAAAAUGCUGUUGUCAACGCAACACUCAGACUUCUUCGACUGAUUGUCAAACACGCUAUGGAGCUACAAACAGUUCUAGAAUCUGGCUUAGCAAACACACCUACUCAGCCAUGGAAAGUUAUCAUUCCGCAACUGUUUUCUAGACUCAAUCAUCCAGAAACAUAUGUCAGGAAGUGUGUGUCAGAUUUAUUGUGCCGGUUAGCAGAAGACACUCCACAUCUUAUCACGUUCCCGGCAGUAGUUGGGGCAGUUGAAAAUGAACAGAACAGUUUAACGGAGCUACAUGUGCCAAAGUCAUUUUUAUCCAACGAAGACGCUGACAGUGAUGAUGACAACUUAGACUUGGAGGAUUCUUCUAGUGACAAAGUUAAUAAUGACUUAAAUUCCUGUUUCUUGGACAUGGUAGAAACAUUAGCAAAGCAAGCACCACAAACUAUUUUGGAAGUUAAGUUGCUGGUAAAGGAAUUGCAAAGAAUCAAUCUUCUCUGGGAUGAACUUUGUCUUGGCACUCUAGUACAACAUCAUUCAGAAUUUACUAAACGCCUGAGUCAACUAGAAACUGAAAUCGCCAAAGUAAAGAAUAAUGCAAAUUUGUCUGCAGAAGAAAAAGAGAAAUUGAUUAAGGAAAAACACCGAAUUAUAUUCGAACCCAUCGUGUUUGUUUUGGAACAACUCAAUCAUAUAACAUCUGCUAAACCUGAAACUCCUCAUGAAGUCGCUUUCCAAACUAAAUUUCAGGCUAUGAUAAUCGACGUUAUUGAUAAAUUAAAGAAUCCGGAAAAUCCUGAGAAACCACAAGAAUCAUGGGCGUCCUUAAAACAACUUCAAAUUAAAUUACAACAAAAAGUAAACAAAAGAACGUCUUACAUUCUGAAAAUGUCGGACAUAAGUCCGGUUUUAGCUGAAAUGAAGAAUACUGUUAUCACAAUGCCCGGCCUGCAUACGAAUCAACGUACGGUGAGGAUUACAAUCAAAUCAAUUGAGAAUAAUGUCUCUAUUUUGCCAACCAAGACGAGACCGAAAAAAUUGGUGUUUUAUGGUUCGAACGGGAAACCCUACACUUAUUUGUUUAAGGGGUUGGAAGAUUUGCAUUUGGAUGAAAGGAUAAUGCAAUUAUUAUCGAUCACGAACACUAUGCUAGCUCGGGAUUCCGAAAAUAACGACAAUCAGACUUACAGAGCACGACACUACUCCGUCAUUCCUCUUGGACCUCGAUCGGGAUUAAUAAGUUGGGUGGACAACGUGACCCCCCUUUUUGCUUUAUAUAAGCGCUGGCAAAACCGCGAGGCAGCCAUUCAGUCUACGAAAACGAGCAAAACUGUCAACGUGUUACGUCCCUCUGAACUAUUCUACAACAAGCUCAAUCCGCUGUUAAAGGAAGCGGGAAUAUCUACCGAGAAUAGAAAGGAGUGGCCCGUUCCUAUACUGAAGCAGGUGUUACAAGAACUCUCGGCCGAGACACCUCAGGACCUGCUGUGGAGGGAACUGUGGUGUAGUAGUCUGAACCCGGAGCAGUGGUGGCAAAUGACGCGGCGGUACAGUUACUCAGUCGCCGUCAUGAGUAUGAUAGGGUACAUCAUCGGGCUAGGCGAUAGGCAUUUGGAUAACGUGCUCGUGGACUUGACUUCGGGUGAGGUGGUGCAUAUAGACUAUAAUGUGUGUUUCGAGAAAGGGAAGACGCUGCGUGUCCCGGAAAAGGUGCCCUUCAGGAUGACGCCCAACAUUGUGACGGCGCUCGGAGUGACGGGAAUUGAGGGUAUAUUCCGCCUGGCGUGUGAGCACGUAGUCCGCACCAUGCGUCGCGGCCGGGAGACCCUCCUCACACUGCUGGAGGCGUUCGUGUACGACCCUCUGGUGGAGUGGGGUGGUGGGCGUCGUAAGCGCGGAGCCCGCCACGUGCGAGCAGCCAAGGCCAUGCUUGCGGUUCGCGUGAGGGAACUGAAACACUCCGCCACCGAUAUCACAAAUCAGCUGUUGGCCGCACUACCUGAAGUAAAGCACUGUGCGGAUAAGUGGUUAGAAGAAAACGAACAGUUACAUACUGUGGAGGAAAAACUUGACAUGUGUCAUAAACAGAUGGCCCUCAUCAAAGAGGUCGAGGCGUGCGGCAGCAACCUCAGCGACCAUCCUCUGUACGCCAUCUCACAGAAAUAUACGUCACAUAAACAGGCCAAAAACGCGGUCGAGGACUCGAUGAAAGCUCUCGUAAAAAUCCUCAACGACUUCGAUACUCAGAUAGAAAGUUUUGCAAACACUAAUGACAUAUUGAACGGGCCGCAGUUGAUGACCUGGGUGCAAGAGUUCUCGGGGCCUCAUUACGACGACGAGAAACCCAUAUUCGAACCCAUAAAAGAGUUUUUAACCAACGCCGGAAAAGGUUCCAUGAUAUCACAAUUCGAACAGGCGGAAGUAGAGUUGAACCAGACCAUGCAGCAGACAAACCUACUGGUGAGGUCCUGCCUCGAGCUGUUGACACAGUACGUGGCCGUCUCUCAGUACUAUCCACAGAGUCGGACGGAAUACCACCGCUUAGUGAUGUUCCGCAAGUACCUGGCGACAGCUUUAGAAAGUAAAUCCCCGGAGGUCUGUCGGGAGGUGGCCGGCCAAGUCACGGCUCUGGUGGAGUCGGACAACGUCACCGGUGACUCGCAGCAAAUUAUCGCUUACAACUAUCGUUUACACCAAGUCAACGCGGAGGCGAACGCGUACCUCAACAAAUGCCACGAAAGAUUGCAACUAGAGGGCGGGCCCGACGCCAUCGCUCUGGCACAGGACAGCUACAUGGAAGCGAAAAAUAAUAUAAACAACUGGCUGCGAACGGAAGAGGGCGCCGGAGCGGCUCUGGAGAACGCCGCUAUCGGGAUGCUGUGUAAUUUGAACAGGAGAUAUCUAAUGUUGGAGAACGGCGCACAGAGCGCAGGAGACUGCCUACUCGACCUAACGUCCAGGGACGGGGAAUGGUUCCUGGACGACAUGAACUCGCUGUCGAUGCAGGCCAUCGAGUUGCUGACUCUGCUGCCCUUGCCUUCGACCACGGCGGACGACGCCGCCCUGUCAGUGGCCGUGGAAUGUGUCAAGAAUGCUAAUCUUCUAAUAGCUGACUUGGUUCAACUGAACUACAACUUUAGUACAAUCAUUUUACCAGAGGCCGUUAAGAAAGUUCACUCCGAGGAUCCCUCGACCUUGCACAUGAUAAAUGAACUGAACGCGCUCAUCACCAACACGCCCGUGACCCUCAACGACCUGCUCACACAACUCGAAAUGCACUUCCGCUAUCUGGUGAUGGACAUGGAGUCCCCAGCUGCCGGUGCACAAAUACUAGCGGCCGAGCUCCGUAGUCGCUACGAGGAGCUCUUGUCUCCGUCGGAGGGCGAGGCCCCGGGACAAACCCCAGGCCGCAUGUUGCUGAUGGGGUUCAGCGGACUGUUCGCGGCCGUGGAGCUCCGAGCGAGGGAGCUGGCCGACCACCUCGCCGCCCCGCUGCAGCCCGCCUGGAGGAAGAUCGACCAGAUCAAUGACGCCAUGCACAUGUCGGCUGCCAUGCAGAGUCCCGCGCUGCGCUCCGUGCUGGAGGAUAUCUUCACGGUGCGGCGCGUGCAGACCGUGGCGGAGGUGUUCUCUCUGUGCCUGCAGCUCGCCCGCGCCUUCCGCGGCUCUCCCCCGCCCGCCGCGCCUCCUCCGCCCCCCGCCGCCUCACAGCCCCUCCUGGACGACGCCGCGCUGUGUAAACCAGUCAGACGUUUUACGGCGGAGUACGUGUCCCGCUGUUUCCUGGGCGUCCACUCCCUGUCUCUGGGCCGCGCGCUGUGCCUCCUGCUGCGGCGGGCGCGGCUCGAUCUGCGCGCCGAGGUCGAGCAGAAGGAGAUCGGCGCCUCCUGGAGCGUGUCCCUGGAGUCUCUGGUGGAGAAGGCCUGCGGGUCCGUGUCGGGUCGCGCGGGGUCCCUCGCCGGAGCCUUGCAGGCGUCCCGGGCCCGCACGCUCCGCGCCGCCGCCGCCGUGCGCGCCCUGGACCGUGCCCGCGCCUCGGCUCGCGCCGCCCGUCUGCGCGCCGCCGCCCACGCCAGUCUACACGCUGAAAUCGUGUCCGGAGCCCCCGAACCAGGCCCGGCGUUGUUCCGCGCGGCCCGGGACCUCACCGCCGCCCGGGGACGACUAACUGACGCCUUGGAGAAGGCACAGGCUCUCCUCACACCCGCACAUCAGAGAGUAAAGUGGGGCGCGGGGGCGAACCCCGACCUGCUGGGGGCGGUGGUGGCGCUAGAGUCGGGCUGGGCGGCGCGGGCCGGGAGGGCGCAUGCUCUGUGUCGCGCAGGGGCCGUGCUGGCGCCACACGCGCGCUCCGCCUCCGCCCUGGCCGCGGCCAGGCCCGCGAGACACGCCAGGGCCCUGCGACACGCCCGCACGCUCAGGACCGCGCUCGCGCACUGGGAGAAGGCGUGUACGCUCGCUCAGAAGUACUCGCUGCACGUGUCGCCCGUCGAGGAGUCGCUCAUGGAGAUGCUGCACCCCGAAGGAAACAUCGACACACACUGGGUGGGAGACGUGUCGGCGCUGGUCCAGGACACGCUAGGAUCCCGGGCGUCGGCCGCCAGCUCGGCGCGCGCCCGCCUGAGCGUCGCCAGCGACGCCCUCAGCGCCGCCGCCGCCCGCCUCAGGGACGCAGCCGCCGCCCGGGAACAUCUGCUGCACGACCUGGCCGGGCCGCUGCACGCGCUCGCCCCCUACAACGAGGGUGACAAUCCGUCCCAGGAGUUCCUGUCUCUGUGGCGCGCGGUGUCCGAGCGCCUGGCGGCAGUCUGCGGCCUCCUAGACCUUGACCUGGACCUGGAGCGCGUCGCUCGGACAGCUGCAGAAACACACGCACUGCUCACAGACCUGCCGCUGCUGUUGGAUAUGAUGCUCCAAUUGCCCGGAAACACGGACACGAGCCGGCGACUCACGCGGCAGGCGGCCGUCGGCAGACCGCCCGCCAGGCACGGUCACGAGCAGCGGAGUGCGACCGGCGCCGGCGUGUGGCGGCGCGUCAGACUCAAACUGGAGAAACGAAUGACGCCGCAGGAACAGGUGGAGUACAUUAUAUCGGAAGCGACCAGCGCGGACAACCUCUGCCUCAUGUACGAGGGCUGGAUGGCGUGGGUGUGAGUCCCGGGCGGUGCUCCGCCCUCGCCCCGCGCCGCCCCCGCCGUGUGCGGACGGGCGCUCCCGUGCCGCUCGGCCCGCGGGCGCCCUCCCGCGAGCCCCACGAGCCGGACCGAAGCCCCCGGGCUCGGCCCCGACGACGACGUCAGCUACGGAAGACACCCCGCACGGGGAACUCUCCGUAUCACGAUUCGAUGUUAGAUUUAAAGUAUCGCGACUCCGACGACGACUCGCGCGUUCUCCAGGAGCCGCCGAGGCCCAGGCUCCCUCCACCAGCACAGGGACACGCUCCCGGCCGAGCGACGUCGACUCACGGAUCGUCUUCAUUGAAAUAUUCAUAUAUAUGUAUCUCAGCUACCGAGUAUGUUGUAAGGUUACCGUGUUUGGACCCCAGCUUGUUUUCUCCACGCGACCAUCGCUCUCCCCCGCUCCCUCGGGCUGCCGGUCAUCCAUUCAUCGCCUACGAAUAUAUUUUACUAAAGGAAACUUUCUCUGCACGAUACAAUACUAAAGAAGGCUCGAGUUAAAUAAUACUAGCUGAAUAAACAAGAGAAAGAAGUCAGAAGUGUAACAUGACGCGCCUCCAGCGAUCCUGACCUGUCACCGCGGACUCCCGGGCCUCGCCCUGGCCGGCCGCGGACAGGGGAUCAUGCGAUAAUAGUCGUCCUUAACUUUCAAACUCAACUUCAGCUCCCUGAAGGAUUAUUUCUUCGGUUCGAAAACUCGUACCAAAUAUCACAAGCAUACGUUGUAUGUAUUCUCAGCGUACAUUUUUGGCCUUAUAAAAUUUAGCAAUCCGUGUAGCGAUCACACCGGAGACAUGUUCGGUAAAGUCUAGGGAAAAUACGAAUGAGUAAGGAAACAAGCUAUUUUAAAUAUAUAUGCAUUUACUGUACGAGUGUGUGUGUGACUGGACUCGCGUUACACGAGCGGUCGAGGCGGAGGGGGCAUUCCACGAAACGAACACUCGCCGUGAGUCGCGAGUUACUUUCUCUUUAAUAGAAUUAUAUCAGCGGGCCGGCCAGCCGACUGUCUGGCCGCCUCCUGUCGGUUCGCGGCCCGGAGUUGAACCUUCCUUAUUCCUCGUCGUCAUCGUCUACCUUCUGGAAUGCUCCGUCGCGUUGUGUGUGUGUGUGUGCGCGCGCGUGUGUGUGUGUCGCUUCAUAUUAAUAUAAUAAAUGGUGUCAGUAAA
Danaus plexippus (monarch butterfly) is the source of this 11450-nucleotide messenger RNA. RefSeq names its product serine/threonine-protein kinase SMG1 (gene nonC). The record is from RefSeq and is a predicted model, not a curated record. The transcript is spliced from 15 exons. Lineage: Eukaryota; Metazoa; Arthropoda; Insecta; Lepidoptera; Nymphalidae. Gene Ontology annotation, biological process: negative regulation of macroautophagy; TOR signaling; nuclear-transcribed mRNA catabolic process, nonsense-mediated decay. Gene Ontology annotation, molecular function: protein serine/threonine kinase activity; protein binding. Bases 131 to 10261 code for a protein of 3376 amino acids. Gene Ontology annotation, cellular component: TORC2 complex; nucleus; TORC1 complex.